Molecule: messenger RNA, 2309 nt
Organism: Xiphias gladius (swordfish)
Lineage: Eukaryota; Metazoa; Chordata; Actinopteri; Istiophoriformes; Xiphiidae
Gene: trim13
Product: tripartite motif containing 13
Exons: 2
Coding region: 725-1960 (411 amino acids)
Biological process (GO): innate immune response; positive regulation of canonical NF-kappaB signal transduction; positive regulation of macroautophagy
Molecular function (GO): zinc ion binding
Source: RefSeq, a predicted model, not a curated record
CCACACGUGACUAAGUAACUAUUGGAUAGCGAAGUUACAUAACCGCAAGUGAGCAGAAAGUGAGUUUCGGGGUGAAAAAAAUAUCAAAUGUUCAGCAGUGGACGAAUGGUGCACUGGUAAUACCAAUUCAAAACUGGAGAGCAUCGUCGGAGGUGGAUUUGAACUGGCGGAAACAUAAAGCCAAGGCAGUGUGGCUGUUUCCAGUCUACCUCCGUUUCUGUUCGCUCACGGGGGCCAGAUAAUCUUGCCACUUGUCCGUUCAGUGCGACAUAGCGUCGAAGUUUACUUUUUAUACCAGCCGAUGCACCCGGGCGCUUUCGCCGUGUUAACUGUUGACAUAUGCAUGUAUUGACAAGUCCCCACACGAGUGACUUAAGUGGGGCAGUAUAAAAGCCCCCGAUGCCAAGCUGGGACUAAAACCUAUUUGACAGUUUUUCACGCUGUAAUGUUUUGCAUAGCAACAGCCCCUCCCCCAUCCAACUGGCAGGGAUCCUCUGCAAGUUACCCAGCGGGGACAAAAACGUAAACAUCCCAAUGUUCAAAUUUAAGCCGUCAAAUAAAUCGGAACACCGGCGGCUUCCAUGUAUGUGGCCUCAUACUACGCCCCUCGGAUGUACGUGUGCGUAAAUACAAGACGAAUCGGUGCAUCUCAAUUUUUCCGCACGCCGCUGAAACAGUUAACUCUACACCCGGAAAGGGCGAAGUCUGCACAGCAACAAGCGCCAUGAUUGCGUUGCACUGUGCGUCUCAGCAGCUGGAGACCAUGGAGCAGCUAGAAGAGGAACUUACGUGCCCAAUCUGCUGCGGUCUCUUCGAAGACCCACGGGUCUUGUUGUGCUCACACAGCUUCUGCAAGAAAUGCUUGGAGGGACUCUUGGAGGGUAACCGAGGUCCAGGUUUCAGAACACCUUUCAAAUGCCCCACGUGCCGCAAAGAGACCCCUCAAAACGGCGCAAACAGCCUGCAGAUCAACUAUUCUCUGCGCGGAAUCGUGGAGAAGUACAGCAAAAUAAGGUUUAUGCCUAAAAUGUCUGUUUGUAAACAACACUGCGGCCAACCCCUUAACAUAUUUUGCGCCACGGACUUGAAACUCAUUUGUGGAUUUUGCGCAACAGCAGAUGACCACAAAGGGCAUAAAAUAUGCUCCUUGGGGGAGGCAUAUGACCGGGAGAAGGAGGCGUUCGAAGAGCUGCUUCGCGGGAUGGAGAGCUGGCAGAGCGCAGAUAUCCUGUCCUGCCUGGAGACACUACAGACCAGUAAGAAGAAGGCUCUUCAGUCGGUGACCAAGGACGCAGAAAAGGUAAUAGAUUAUUUCGACAAACUCACAAGUGCCCUCGAAUGCAAGAAGAACGAGAUCCUCUCCGAUUUUGAAACACUGAAGCUGGUGGUGAUGCAAGCGUACGACCCGGAGAUCACCAAGCUGAGCGCGGCACUGGAAGAGCAGAGACGGGCGCUCAGCAUCGCGGAGUCCUUCAGGAACGUCUCCGACCCCCUGUGCUUUCUGCAGCAGAUGCAGGAGUUUCGGGAGAAGUUGAGGGUCCUUAAGGAGACUCCCCUGCCCUCCCGGAAAGAGAUGGAUGUCGGUCCCCUUGUACGCAAUUUCGAUGUAAAAAAGUGGGAUUCACUGAGGCUCAGAGAAGUGGACAAGAUCUCAGUCCCUCACGAGAGCGGCUCCUACCGAGUGGGGGGCUCACGGAUGGCGGCGCCCCGAUGGAUCACCUUAUUCAUGAGUCUGUUACUACCAACUCUGCUCCUGCUGCAGCCGCACAACCUUGCAGUCUACGUAACCUCGCAGAUUGAACCAUUUCUCACGACAGUCUCCUCGCACCUUACUCACACUGGUGUGUACCUGCUGGAAAUCACUGACGUGUGCACGGGUUUAAUUGGCGCAGGCCAGGAUUGUAUCGUGAACUUAAUUGACUCUACUGUCAGUUUUAUUGGCAGUUGUAAGUUGUUUUAAUUACUAGCCUGUGGCAUGUCAGGCACUCACAGCUACAAGUUGUUUCCAAGUGACCCAUGAGGUGCACUAAACUAGUGACAGAUAUGCACCUGAGUAUAUGGAAACACUUGUUUACCUGAUUGUUUACCAUGUCUUUUGCCUUUAUCCGUUUUCUUUUUUUUUAACCCAAGCUCCAACCUCUCUGAAUCAAUCUUUAAUCCAAAGAGGUUGUAGCUUUCAUUUACAUCAAUUAGACACCAAUUCACAUUUAUUUCGACGAAAUUGCAAUCUAUUCUUUUCAGCGGUGACGAUUUUAUACUUCUCCAAGACGAUCUUGAUAAAUAAAACUGAGAGAUGUAAGACACGUCAA